UGCCAUGGCACCUGCAGUGAAAUCUAGGGAAACACUCUUGGUAUAGUAGAACGUGAAAGCCAUAGUUUGGGCGGCUCGCACCUUCUAUACCUCUUUGGCACUUGGUGUCGGCGAGAGCUGCGCUCCCUCUCAGGCAUCCCUGAACCGGCAGUCUUGACAGAAAAUACUAGUAAGUUGCGAUUAAGGAAUGCACCGGCACCUCACGACGCAGUAUGACCUCGUUUUGGCAGCCCUCCGACACAAACUGCAUCAGUUUAUAGGGAUCUCUUGGUUUGAAACAGCAGUGCCGCGUAGAAAGCACGGCGCAGUCCAAGCAGUUCCCCGACAAAAAGGUACCUUAUGGAGCUUUGACCUUUCGGAAUCCGGUUGCCGCCUUUCCGCUUGGUCAUGCACCGCGAUAUUGAGGAGCAAGGUCAGCUUGCAGCAGAACUCAAUUACAAACUUGCCUGUUAUCGAAAUUGAGCUGGAAGCCCAGUCGUGUUUAUCUUGCUUCUGCUUUUCCGAUCAAUGUUUUUCGCAUGCACAUUCGGGCCUUCCGGUUAGCGGUCUCCGCGGAUACAUCGGAAGUACACGACUGCCCUUGGUUGGCAGUUGCCAACCCCGAAUGUUGGUGUCCGAUGUCUCCCAGGAUGGUGCAACCUUACCUCCCGGGUCCCUACCCAUAUGGCCCCCCACUGCUUCGUUCGAAACUCCCACGGAGCGUUCAUUACCCCGCCAACCAGGAGACGGGCAACUGCUUUCCCAAAUUCCCGCAUUGUAUGUACUAAUAGUCUUUGGACCCAAGGCUAAUGAGUUCAGGCUCUUCUAUCUAGGCCAAUGGGAGAGUCUACGUGCCUUCCAAAUUGUUGGGGAAUGAUUCUCUCUCUCUGAUUGCUGUCCGCUACCGGCUGCGCUGCUAUGGAAAUGUUGAGCCAAGCACAUUGGAAUGUCCGGAGUCACAGGAGGGGCCCUCAUCAGUCGCGCAGAUGUUGCGCCCCCACACUGGAUGGCCUACCCACUGGAGAACUUGAAGCACCCGCGCGGCGGACUAAAAUGACAGUGCUGGCCUCUACGUACAGUUCAGAGCCAUGCAAAGCAGCAGCGAUUGAACCAUCAAUCCUACAUAGUGUCUGAAGGCCUGAACGUCAGGCAGAAUAAAUCCCCUAUGGCUUUCGCAGAGCUCGGGAUACAGUCGAUGCGCGUCGGCGUUAACUUUCAGGCACCUACUCCG
Molecule: messenger RNA, 1210 nt
Organism: Chaetomium strumarium
Lineage: Eukaryota; Fungi; Ascomycota; Sordariomycetes; Sordariales; Chaetomiaceae
Exons: 1
Coding region: 188-856 (222 amino acids)
Source: RefSeq, a predicted model, not a curated record